AUGAUUGGGUCAAAGAAUAAUGCGACUGUUAGUUCUACUGCCGCCACUGUCGCUGGAGCUGACACUGAUAAUGAACUGAAAUUACAAUCUAACAUUAUUGCUGGCAAAUCUCAAUCUGCUCAAGCACCAGUAAUUUCUCCUUUAGAAUUCGAGAAUUUUGUUCCAUGGGUGUGUAAACAAUGGUGUACUUCUACUGCUAUUCUGAUCACUCGAAAAACGCAAGGACAAGAAAAUCAGACGAGAAAAUCAAUUACUAUCAAAGCAAAAAGUUUGGUUUUUGGCAAUGGCUCCAAACCUAGAAUAAAUGACGAAUUUUCAUCUCUGGGCUGUGUACAAAUUGAAUCGAAAAAGAACUUGCUCGUGUUUAGUGAACAAGUGGUCCCGAUUACAACUUAUUAUGACGCCAAAAAGCGACUUAUAGAAAUAGCCUUUCUCGAAUGCAAAGUUCACUUGUCUAGGAAAAUUAUCCACGCCAUAAGUCUCGCCGUACCUUACCAUUCCACACUGACCCGUUUCACUUUCCGUAGAAGUAAAUUGACUUGUGAUAUAAUUUACGAAAUAAGUAAAUUGCUUCCUAUUUCAAAUAUAACUGAAGUUUGCUUAGAUGAUUCUGAAGUAAAAGAAGGCAAUUACUAUGUUCUUCUCGAACAGUAUUCUCAAUUGAAAUAUUUGUCGCUUAAUAGAUGCAACAUUAAUGAUGCAAUUUGUAAGAAGAUUUUCACAAAUAUUGAUUUUGGCGCCCCAGCUGCUACUACCCUACAACUUUUGGAUUUGGCAUGUAACGAAAUAACUGAUGAAGGCGCCAAGUUUAUAGGACAGGUGCUCAGAUUAAAUAGAUGUUUGAUGCAUCUUAAUUUGUCAGGAAAUAGAAUCACCGAUGAGGGCUUUCGACCUAUAAUAGAAUCUUUAAUGGAAUUUCCUUUAAAACCGGAUGAUAUUAUGACAAUGAGACGCAGAAAAAUUACACACAUACAAAGUAAAAUGAGUGUGUACUUAAGAUGUCUUACGGAUUUAAAGUAUGGGAAAGGGCCAGAGCCACUAGAAGACCUGGACAACAGCACAUGUGAGAGGAAAACGCUUACGAAGCGCUUACGCAAAAAAAGUAAAAAGACAACACUACACCAAAGUGCAGAAGAUGUAGCUGAUGUGAUGACUCAAGGAAUAGUAGGUGAUUUUUAUGAUCCUUUCGCAUCUGAUAAUUUGGUUUAUAAAGACGAUGUUGCCUACUGCAUGGGGAAUUUCAUACUAUGUUACUUAAAUCUGGCUUAUAACAAUCUAGAAUUUCCAUCCGUUCAGAGAAUCCGUCAUGCCCUAGCCUAUCAGGACGAGGUGACUAAGGUACGGAAUGAGACUGGACUGAUUAGAGUGGUAUUAGAUGGGAACUACAUUCCACAAAAUUGUGACGAGCUGGACGAAAUCGAUAUAUAUUUAAAAAAGGCGAUAUUUUUGAGAAACCAUACCAGAAAGACGAAAGUGUCAUCUUCUACGAAACGGUUGUGUAGUUCCACAAAAUGUUCCACUUCUUUUGAAGAAAAGAUGUAG
This is a messenger RNA of Spodoptera exigua (beet armyworm), 1542 nucleotides long. The record is from the annotation of a GenBank genome assembly. Lineage: Eukaryota; Metazoa; Arthropoda; Insecta; Lepidoptera; Noctuidae.